Messenger RNA from Plutella xylostella (diamondback moth), 1418 nucleotides. It is a transcript of the gene Galphaf, whose product is annotated as G protein alpha subunit f. Gene Ontology annotation, cellular component: heterotrimeric G-protein complex; cytoplasm. Gene Ontology annotation, molecular function: guanyl nucleotide binding; GTPase activity; G protein-coupled receptor binding. Lineage: Eukaryota; Metazoa; Arthropoda; Insecta; Lepidoptera; Plutellidae. The record is from RefSeq and is a predicted model, not a curated record. Gene Ontology annotation, biological process: sensory perception of chemical stimulus; adenylate cyclase-activating dopamine receptor signaling pathway.
CUUUAUAACACUGAUAGCAUUUGUACUUACAACUACCUACUUAGCAAGGCAUUAAACCAAUUAUUCUUUAAAAAUAAACAAAUUUGGUACCUACCUAACUACAUUGUUAUUUAGGUCACCUAUAAGUUAGGUAAAAUCACCUCGGUACGAAGAGAAUCUAAAAAAAUACCUACAAAGUGUAUUAAUUUACACAAUUUACCCUUACUGUGUAUCUAUUUGAUAACUAUAAAUAUCAAGAUUGUAUAAAAAUGCCAAUUUUAAAAUGUAGAAAAGGUGAAACAGACGAUGAAGAAAAUUCCAAAGAAAUUGAUCGGGAAAUUAAACAAUGGAUUAAAUCUUAUAACGAGGCGAUAAAACUGCUACUGCUUGGCACCGGCGAAAGCGGAAAGACGACCAUUAUAAAACAAAUGAAGAUCCUGCACGUCCAGGGAUUUUCAGCCAGAGACCGAGCCGAAAAAAUCCAGUACAUCCGUCAGAAUAUCCACGAGUCUAUCUACGACAUCACCAGCCACAUGCCCGCUCUGGGCUUGGAGCUGCAGAACUUCAGUAAUGAACCUUCGAGGCAGUACAUCAUGAGGUGUGGGCCUCAGGGACCUGCGGAGUUUGAUGAGGAAUAUUUCGACCAUGUCCUGAAGCUGUGGCGCGAUGGUGGAGUGAAGGAAUCCUUCAGGAGGAAUAAUGAAUACCAACUCAUUGACAGCGCUGAAUAUUUCCUGGACCGCGUGGAUCUGGUGGCCCGGCCCGACUACCUGCCGUCCGACGCUGACCUCCUGCGCUGCCGGCAGAAGACCACCGGGAUACAGAAGAUUGAGUUCAAAGUUAAGGUCCCGAAAUCCAUGCAAGGCGGAGUGCAAGACUUCUGGAUGUUCGACGUGGGAGGCCAGCGUGGGGAGCGGAAGAAGUGGAUCCAGGUGUUUGAGGGCAUCCACGCGAUCUGGUUCCUGGUGGCCUGUAGUGACUUCGACCAGAGACUCCGCGAGGAUCUCAGCCAGAAUCGACUGAAGGAAGCCUUGGAGCUGUUUGAGGAUGUGUGGCAGAGCAGAUUCCUCCUAGAAGCCGGCCUCAUAGUGUUCCUGAACAAGCAAGACCUGCUCGAGAACAAGAUCAAGCAAGGCAAGAGCAUAGCAACGUACUUCCCCGAGUACAAUGAGUACAAAGCCGCUGGAGACGAGUACACUCGUACUCGGCUGUUCAUAAGGAGUAUGUUUGCGGACGUGACAACCCGCAAACGCGAGCGCAAGAAGAUGUCAACCUCAGCCGAGAAGUUCAUAGUGCUAGAGGGGAACAAACCUCGUGAAUGCUUCUUCCACUUCACGACUGCGACUGAUACUGACAACGUGGCCGCCGUGUUCCGCGACGUGCACCAGAUUAUACUCAAGCAGAUCUUCAGUUCUAUGGGCAUCUUCUAGGAGCUUCAU